GCUGCGGCUUUCGCUUUCACUUCCUUGUCGGAGAGUCGAGCGGUCGCCAGGGCUGAGCGGGCAUGGCGUUACUGGAUCUGUGCGGAGCCGCUCGCGGGCAGCGGCCCGAGUGGGCCGCCCUGGAUGCGGGAAGCGGGCAUCGCUCGGACCCGGGACACUACAGUUUCUCUGCGCAAGCCCCGGAGCUCGCACUUCCCCGCGGAAUGCAGCCCACUGAGUUCCUGAGGUCCUUUGGUGGUGACCAGGAAAGGAACGUUCAGAUUGAGAUGGCCCACGGCACAACCACGCUGGCCUUCAAGUUCCAGCACGGCGUCAUUGUGGCCGUGGACUCCCGGGCCUCUGCGGGGAGUUACAUUGCCACCUUACGGGUGAACAAGGUGAUCGAGAUCAACCCUUACUUGCUGGGCACCAUGUCCGGCUGUGCGGCUGACUGUCAGUACUGGGAGCGGCUCUUGGCCAAGGAAUGCAGGCUGUACUAUCUGCGCAAUGGCGAGCGCAUCUCCGUGUCUGCAGCCUCCAAGCUGCUUUCUAACAUGAUGCUCCAGUACCGGGGCAUGGGCCUCUCCAUGGGCAGCAUGAUCUGCGGCUGGGACAAGAAGGGACCAGGGCUCUACUACGUGGAUGAAAACGGGACCCGGCUCUCCGGACAGAUGUUCUCCACCGGCAGUGGGAACACGUACGCCUACGGGGUGAUGGACAGUGGCUACCGCCACGAUCUCAGUCCUGAAGAGGCCUAUGACCUUGGCCGCAGGGCUAUCGUUCACGCCACGCACAGAGACAGCUAUUCGGGAGGAGUUGUCAACAUGUACCACAUGAAGGAGGACGGGUGGGUGAAAGUGGAAAGCUCAGAUGUCAGUGACCUGUUCCACAAGUACCGAGAGGCCAGUCAGUGAUGCCGGUGGCUGCUGGACACGCCUCCUCC
Molecule: messenger RNA, 922 nt
Organism: Acomys russatus (golden spiny mouse)
Lineage: Eukaryota; Metazoa; Chordata; Mammalia; Rodentia; Muridae
Gene: Psmb8
Product: proteasome 20S subunit beta 8
Exons: 6
Coding region: 63-893 (276 amino acids)
Cellular component (GO): proteasome core complex
Molecular function (GO): threonine-type endopeptidase activity
Source: RefSeq, a predicted model, not a curated record